AUGGAGAUGAUCUGCAGAGUUUGGGCUCUAGGGUUGGUGUCUGUGCUUGUCUGUGGCCAAUCUCACAUCUCUAACCGGGUGGUCGGGGGUGAGAAUGCCAAGGAUGGAGAAUGGCCCUGGCAGAUCAGCCUCUUUUGGGGCGAUGGUCACCAAUGUGGGGGCAGCCUGCUCACCACGUCCUGGGUCCUCACUGCUGCCCACUGCGUAUUCCAAAAAGAGACCUCCAGUUUUUCUGUGAUUCUGGGAGCAAACAACUUGGAUCCUAUCAGCCCCGAUGGUGUCACCCACAAAGUGAAACAGAUCCUGGUGCACCCAAAGUACACGGGCAACGUGGCAGAAAGCAGCGAUAUUGCCCUGUUGGAACUCUCGGAACCGGUGAGCUUCACGGAGAAGAUUCGGCCCAUCUGCAUCGCCGACGCCUCCUCCCGGCCCGCCUCCGGCACGCCCUGCUGGGCGACUGGAACUCUACCACCUCCUGUGGUCCUCCAGAAAGUCCAAGUGCCUCUCAUCUAUCGUGAGGCCUGUGAUAAUCUCUACCAUCAGCCCUACCAGUCUUCUUCCACCCACCUCUCCCCACGGGGCGGCGAUGAGGUUCCUGAGGAUCCCAUCGUCUUGGAGGGCAUGAUCUGUGCCGGCUACCCGGAGGGCCAGAGGGACGUCUGCCAUGGUGACUCUGGUGGCCCUCUUUCCUGCCCAGUGAAUGGAGUCUGGGUGCUGACUGGUGUGCCAUCGGCCAUCAUGUUUGGCAGUGUCUGUGGGCAAUCUCCCAGCUCUAACCGGAUAGUCGGGGGUGAGGAUGCCAAGGAUGGAGAAUGGCCCUGGCAGAUCAGCCUCUUUUUGGACAACUCACACUACUGUGGAGGCAGCCUGCUCACCAACUCCUGGGUUCUCACUGCCUCCCACUGUGUAUUCGAAAUUGAGCCGUCACGUUUCUCCGUGGUCCUGGGAACAAACACCUUGGAUCCCAUCAGCUCCGAUGGGAUCACCCGCAAAGUGAAACAGAUCUUGGCACAUCCAGGCUACGCGGGUAACAUCGAAGACAGCAGUGAUGUUGCCCUUUUGGAACUCUCGGAACCAGUGUCCUUCACGGAGAAGAUUCGGCCCAUCUGCAUCGCCGACAACUCCUCCCGGCCUGCCUCCGGCACGCCCUGCUGGGUGACUGGUUGGGGAAAGCCAAAAUUGGGAGAACACCUGCCCCCUCCGGUAACUCUCCAGAAGGUCCAAGUGCCUCUCAUCUACCGUGAGGCCUGUGACAACUUCUACCACCAGUCUCAACCAGCGUCUACGGAACAGCCUUCUCCCACCAGCCCCUCACCACGGGAUGGUGAUGAGAUUCCUGAGGGCCCCAUCAUCUUGGAGGGCAUGAUCUGCGCCGGCUACCCAGAGGGUCAACGGGACUCCUGCAGUGGUGACUCUGGGGGCCCUCUUGCCUGCCCAGUGGAUGGAACCUGGGUCCUGACCGGCGUGGUUAGCUUUGGAGAAGGCUGCGCCCUCCCAAACCGCCCUGGAGUUUACGCUGACGUGGCCACUUACUCCUCCUGGAUCCUCGAGAAUACUAAGCUGGUCUGCCUGCCUCAGCCCCAGGCUGGUCCCCAACCUUCUUCCCUCCCCUCCCAGAGUUCAGAGGGCCAACAUCUGAGGCAGCAGGGAGAGAGCGGCCUGUGGUUCUGUGGCCAAUCUCCCAACUCGAACCGGAUAGUCGGCGGUGAGGAUGCCAAGGAUGGAGAAUGGCCCUGGCAGAUCAGCCUCUUCUUGGGUGACUCACACUACUGUGGCGGUAGCCUGCUGACCAAUUCCUGGGUUCUCACUGCUGCCCACCGCAUAUUUCAAAUUGAGCCGUCAGGUUUCUCUGAAGUCCUGGGAGCAAACAACUUGGAUCCCAUCAGCCCCGAUGGCAUCACCCGCAAUCUGAAGCAGAUCUUAGUGCACCCAGGCUACGCGGGUCACAUCGAAGACAGCAGCGACAUUGCUCUCUUGGAACUCUCAGAACCAGUGUCCUUCACGGAGAAGAUUCGGCCCAUCUGCAUCGCCGAUACAUCCUCCCGGCCCGCCUCUGGCACACCCUGCUGGGUGACCGGAUCUCAGCCCUGCUGGUCAGCGGACCUCCUAGACCCCAGCCCUGUCUCCUCUCACACCCUGCUCUCCUCUCAGGAACCAGAAAAUCUGCCACCUCCCCAGCUUCUCCAGAAGCUCGUAGUGCCGCUCAUCCAUCGCGAGGACUGUGACAAUCUCUACCAUCAAGCCGAUCAGCCUUCUCCCACCAGCCCCUCCCCACGGGGUGACAGUGAGCUUCCUGAGGGUCCCAUCAUCUUGGAGGGCAUGAUCUGUGCCGGCUAUACAGAUGGCAAGCGGGACAUGUGCAUUGUAAGAGACCACACCCCAGUGGAUGGACGCUGGGUGCUGACUGACGUGGUAAGCUGGAGGGUGGACUGCGGCUCCCCCAACCACCCUGGAGUUUAUGCUGACGUGGCCACUUACGCCUCCUGGAUCCUAGAGAAGGUUCCUCAAGGAAACAGAAACUAG
Messenger RNA from Ornithorhynchus anatinus (platypus), 2523 nucleotides. Its product is annotated as transmembrane protease serine 9-like. Gene Ontology annotation, biological process: proteolysis. The transcript has 16 exons. The record is from RefSeq and is a predicted model, not a curated record. Gene Ontology annotation, molecular function: serine-type endopeptidase activity. Lineage: Eukaryota; Metazoa; Chordata; Mammalia; Monotremata; Ornithorhynchidae. Bases 1 to 2523 code for a protein of 840 amino acids.